CUUCAAAGAGCGUCAAUAGAUUGCAUCCCUAACAAAACCUGGAGCCACGAAAACUAGAAAUUUUGUUGUAACUUGAAAAUCUUUUGCAUCGUUUUCUUCUUACAUAUUUGCAGAGCACGCAAAAUGUCGGAUUCUGAAGUUAGCAAUAUGUCGGACAGUGGCUCUGAAGAUGGAUCAAUAUCCAACAAGUCUCAGCAGAGUGUAAGAUCGAAAUCAGUCUUUCGCUCCCGAUCAAGGUCGCGUUCAAGGUCUAUGUCGCGUUCACGAUCUUCGCGGUCCCGUUCACGUUCUCAAUCUCAUUCAAAUCAUUCCGGUUCUGGAUCAGAUUCGCCACAACGUGGACGUGGACGCCGAAAGAGUGUCGAUUCCGAAAACGAAGAGGCGCAAGAGGACAUUGACUCGGAAGAAUAUGAUGAGGAAGAAAAUGACGAUCAUCCACGAAAAAAAAAGAAGAAGGAACGUUUUGGUGGUUUUAUUAUAGACGAAGCGGAAGUGGACGAUGAGGUUGAUGAAGAUGAUGAGUGGGAGGAAGGUGCCAAUGAAAUUGGCAUUGUGGGCAAUGAGAUUGAUGAAUUGGGUCCAACUGCUAGAGAUAUUGAAAUCAGACGUAGAGGCACAAAUUUAUGGGACACGCAGAAAGAAGAUGAGAUUGAAGAAUAUCUACGCAAGAAAUAUGCUGAUGAAUCAAUGGCAAAACGACAUUUUGGAGAUGGUGGCGAGGAAAUGUCUGAUGAAAUUACGCAACAAACGCUAUUGCCAGGUAUCAAGGAUCCUAACCUGUGGAUGGUGAAAUGCCGCAUUGGUGAAGAAAAAGCCACGGCGUUGCUUUUAAUGCGAAAAUACUUGACUUACUUAAAUACAGACGAUCCUUUGCAAAUCAAGUCGAUAAUAGCACCUGAAGGUGUUAAAGGAUAUAUAUAUUUGGAGUCAUAUAAGCAAACUCAUGUCAAAACAGCCAUUGACAAUGUGGGAAAUCUACGCAUGGGCAAGUGGAAGCAAGAAAUGGUGCCCAUUAAGGAAAUGACAGAUGUGCUUAAGGUGGUCAAGGAGCAAGUUGGCUUAAAGGUCAAGCAAUGGGUACGUUUAAAGCGUGGCUUAUACAAGGACGACAUUGCGCAAGUAGACUAUGUGGACUUGGCGCAAAAUCAAGUACAUUUAAAACUGCUGCCACGCAUUGAUUACACACGUAUGCGUGGCGCUUUACGCACAACAGCGACGGAAAAUGAUGAUAGCAAGCGCAAGAAGAAACGUAGACCACCAGCAAAACCGUUCGAUCCAGAAGCUGUGAGAGCUAUUGGCGGUGAAGUGCAUUCGGACGGUGACUUUUUGUUAUUUGAAGGAAAUCGAUACUCUCGCAAAGGUUUUCUCUAUAAAAACUUUACAAUGUCAGCAAUAUUAUCAGAGGGUGUUAAGCCUACACUAGCUGAGCUUGAGCGUUUUGAAGAAACACCAGAGGAGGUAAAUCUGGAGAUAAUGGUUAAUUCCAAGGACGAUCCCACAGCGGCGCAUUCAUUCUCCAUGGGUGACAAUGUAGAAGUUUGCGUCGGUGAUUUAGAAAAUUUGCAAGCAAAGAUUGUUGCAAUUGAUGGCACAAUGAUUACAGUUAUGCCUAAGCAUCAAGAUCUAAAGGAUCCUUUGAUCUUUAAAGCAAGUGAAUUACGCAAAUAUUUCAAGACUGGCGAUCAUGCCAGAGUUCUAGCUGGACGCUAUGAAGGCGAAACGGGCUUAAUUAUACGCGUGGAGCCAUCACGAGUUGUGCUUGUCUCUGAUUUAACCAAUCAUGAACUUGAGGUUUUACCUCGCGAUUUGCAAUUGUGCUCUGAUGUUGCAACGGGAGUUGAUUGUCUUGGUCAAUUUCAAUGGGGUGAUCUGGUGCAACUGGACUCACAAAAUGUUGGAGUUAUAGUGCGCUUAGAGCGUGAGAAUUUUCAUGUUUUGGGCAUGAAUGGUAAAUGCAUCGAGUGCAAACCGACUGCUUUGCAUAAACGGCGUGAAAAUCAAAAUACUGUAGCUCUGGAUGCGGAUCAAAAUCAAAUACGGCGACGUGAUAUUGUCAAAGUUAUGGAAGGACCUCAUGCUGGUCGGUCGGGUGAAAUAAAGCAUUUGUAUCGCAGCUUAGCGUUUCUACAUUGUCGCAUGUACACAGAGAACGGCGGUAUUUUUGUCUGCAAAACGCGCCACUUGCAGUUGGCCGGCGGUAGCAAAUCAAAUGUGAGCAAUGCUGGUACCUUGGGUGGCUUAGGAUUUAUGUCGCCACGUAUACAAUCACCCAUGCAUCCAUCUGGAGGACGUGGUGGUGCCCGUGGUGGCGGUACACGCGGUGGUCGCGGUGGCUUUCGUGUAACGCGAGACCGUGAACUUUUAGGGAAAACUAUCAAAAUUUGUGGUGGUCCCUAUAAAGGUGCUGUUGGAAUUGUCAAGGAUGCCACCGAGAGUACAGCACGCGUGGAAUUGCAUACAUCAUGCCAGACAAUUUCUGUGGAUCGCAAUCACAUUGUUAUUGUUGGUGAACCCGGCAAAGAGGGCAGUGUUUCUACAUAUGGACGUACACCUGCACGUACGCCUGGUUAUGGGGCACAGACACCAAGUUAUACAGCUGCUGGCUCGAAGACUCCAUUGGUUGGCAGUCAAACGCCCAAUUGGGAUACUGACACUCGUACUCCUUAUGGAACAAUGACGCCAUCGCAUGAUGGCAGCAUGACACCACGUCAUGGCGCUUGGGAUCCUACAGCUAACACAACGCCAGCUCGGAACACAGACUUCGAUUAUUCUUUGGAAGAGCCUAGUCCCAGUCCCGGCUACAAUCCAAGCACACCGGGAUAUCAAAUGUCAUCGCAGUUUGCUCCUCAAACACCUGGCACGCUUUAUGGUUCGGACAGAAGUUAUAGUCCGUUUAAUCCUAGUCCUAGUCCUACACCUUCACCUUAUCCAGUGGGUUAUAUGAACACGCCAUCGCCAUCGACUUACUCACCAAAUACUCCAGGUGGCGUACCACAAUCCCCAUAUAAUCCUCAGACACCUGGCGCUAGUUUGGAUUCAUCUAUGGGAGAUUGGUGUACAACUGACAUUGAGGUUCGUAUUCACACUCAUGACGACACUGAUCUCGUGGGUCAGACUGGUAUUAUACGGACGGUUUCGAACGGAGUAUGCUCAGUGUUCUUACGUCAAGAGGAUCGCAGUGUAUCCAUUGUUAGCGAGCACUUGGCUCCCGUUUACCCCAACAAUGGUGAUGAAUUCAAGGUUAUCUAUGGUGAGGAAAGAGAAUCUGUUGGAAAAGUCUUGUCAAAGCAAGAUGGCGACGUACUUGUUUGCAAAAUCAACGACGAAGUUAAGAUGAUACCCAUUAAUCACUUGUGCAAAAUGAAGUCAAUCGAUUAAUGUGGAUCAUUUGCUAAAUAUCCUGGAUUAAAGCAAUGUAUAAACUUGCAUAUAUAAUGAUUGUUGAAAAAUACAAAUUUAUUCAGUAAA
Molecule: messenger RNA, 3468 nt
Organism: Drosophila busckii
Lineage: Eukaryota; Metazoa; Arthropoda; Insecta; Diptera; Drosophilidae
Gene: Spt5
Product: transcription elongation factor SPT5
Exons: 11
Coding region: 124-3378 (1084 amino acids)
Biological process (GO): transcription elongation-coupled chromatin remodeling; regulation of DNA-templated transcription elongation; transcription elongation by RNA polymerase II
Cellular component (GO): DSIF complex
Molecular function (GO): protein binding; mRNA binding
Source: RefSeq, a predicted model, not a curated record